UCAUCUUACCUCCUCAUGCAUGUAUAUCCUGCUUGCUUUCGACGUCUGUACCUUGCAAACUGACCCACACGGGGGAGCGCAGCCGGCUCCUGAUGGGGGCCUCGCCACGGGGAUCAUGAGGCCGAUACACUUUGCAUUUUGCAUCAGACCCGGUUUCCUGUCAACCAGUUCGCUAACGAGCCCAUUUCGAGGAAGCGUGGCCAUAUCAACGGAACAUUUCCCGUACCGCAUGUGCAAGACGGGCCUGCUCCCAGAGUACAUAUACCACCGCGUCAGCGAAGGAGGCUCUCCUCAUCCACUCCGGCUUCUACGAGCUCGAGCUCAAGUCAUCUAGGCCCCCGCCCUCCUUUCUUUCUCCUUCCUAUCGGGCCAGACUUUCUUCGCCAUGAAACUUCUCGCGCUCGUCUCUCUCUUCGCCGCAGUGUACUCGCCCGUGGCCGCCCUCUGGCCCCAACCUCGGACGAUCAACACCGGAAACAACACGCUUCGCCUCGCGCCUAACUUCCAGAUCAUCGUCUCUGGCCACGGCGUCCCCUCCGACGUCCAGGCCGCCGUCGGGCGCACCCAGUCGUACCUCGCCAAGGACAAGCUGGCCCGCCUCGUCGUCGGGCGCGGGGCGAGCGACGCGAAGUCGUUCGCCCAGGCGAAGACGCUCUCGAAGCUCACUGUCUCGCUCGAGAAGGGGGCAGCGUGGAAGCCCAUCACGAGCGAGGCGCAAAAGGCCCCCGCUGAUCGGGACGAGGCGUACCACCUGACCGUGCCCGCGGACGGCUCGGCGGCUACGCUGACGGCGAACUCCACGCUGGGUUUGCUGAGGGGUUUGACGACGUUCGGCCAGCUGUGGUACGCGUAUGAUGGUACGACGUACGCGAUUGAAACGCCUGUGACGAUUGAGGACUCUCCUGCCUACCCGUACCGCGGAUUCAUGCUCGAUACGGCGAGGAACUUCUUCCCCGUCGCGGACAUUAAGCGCACACUUGACGCCAUGAGCUGGGUCAAGCUGAACCAGUUCCACUGGCACGUCGUCGACAGCCAGUCCUUCCCUCUCGAGAUCCCCGGGUUCACCGACCUCGCCGCGAAGGGCGCGUACUCAUCAUCCCAGGUGUACAGCCCCAGUGAUGUGCAGGACAUCGUUGCAUACGCUGGCGCACGUGGAAUCGAUGUGAUGGUCGAGAUCGACACGCCUGGGCACACUGCGAUCAUUGCGGAGGCACACCCCGAUUUCGUUGCUUGUCCUGGCGCGACUCCCUGGGGGACCUACGCCAACGAGCCUCCUGCCGGUCAGCUACGCUUGGCCAACUCGACAGUGACCAACUAUAUCGCCGACCUCUUCACCGCGGCGUCGGAGUUGUUCCCCUCGACGCUGUUUAGCACGGGAGGCGACGAGCUGAACACGGCCUGCUACGAUAUCGAUGAGCCUACCCAGGCUGCCCUCAACGCGACCGGCAGCACGCUCGAGCAGGCGCUCGAUCAGUUCACCCAGGUCACCCACAAGGCACUCGAGGUCAAGGGGAAGACUCCCGCGGUCUGGGAGGAGAUGGUCCUCGUUCACAAUGUCACGAUUAGCAAGGAGAGCCCGGUCCUUGUUUGGAUCUCGUCUGAAAAUGUAAAGGCUGUUGCGGAGAAGGGCUUCAAGAUCAUCCACGCCGCCUCGGACUACUUCUACCUCGACUGCGGCCACGGCGCCUGGGUCGGCGACUUCCCUACCGGCAACUCCUGGUGCGACCCUUUCAAGUCCUGGCAGCUCUCCUACUCCUUCAACCCCACCGCGAACCUCACCACCGACGAGGCCGCGCUCAUCCUGGGCGGCCAGCACCUCCUGUGGGCGGAGCAAUCCGGCCCCGAGAACCUCGACGACACCAUCUGGCCCCGCGCCGCGUCAUCCGCAGAGCUCUUCUGGACCGGGCCCGGGGGCAACAUCAGCACGGCGCUCCCGCGUCUGCACGACGUGUCGUACCGGUUCCGUACCCGUGGCGUGAAGACGAUCUCGCUCCAGCCCGAGUGGUGUGCGCUGCGCCCGGGGGCUUGCGAUCUUACUGCGUGAGCGCUCGUAAAAAAAAGUGAACAACUGAGCCUGUCCUUACACUACUCGAAGCUUGUACCCGAACUACCUGUUUCAUAAUGAACAUGGUAAUGGCGUUGCCAUUCCUU
This is a messenger RNA of Dichomitus squalens LYAD-421 SS1, 2151 nucleotides long. RefSeq names its product N-acetylhexosaminidase. Gene Ontology annotation, cellular component: membrane. The record is from RefSeq and is a predicted model, not a curated record. Gene Ontology annotation, molecular function: beta-N-acetylhexosaminidase activity. Bases 386 to 2044 code for a protein of 552 amino acids. Gene Ontology annotation, biological process: glycosaminoglycan metabolic process; carbohydrate metabolic process. Lineage: Eukaryota; Fungi; Basidiomycota; Agaricomycetes; Polyporales; Polyporaceae. The transcript is spliced from 7 exons.